GUUUGCUUUUCGAGCUCUCAUUUGAUUACGUUACGAUUAUUUCUUGGGAAAGUCGAACAGUACCUGGAUUGCCACAAACAAUGCAUUAGUGUGUGCUGGAGUGCCGGAGUGCCGGACAAGUCGAACAAGGUGAAGCAGUUGGAAGUUUCUGAAUGGAUGGGCACUGCUUUGGGGCCUCUGAAAUGAAAGUAUGGCGGAGGAAAAGACAGUGUCACUGUUGCCACUACCCAGGUUGAUAGUCUUGAGUGAGCAUACAAAUAAUGCAGUGUAUCCCCAAUUUUCUAACUCAUUUGACAUAUUAGUUUUCAUCAUUUGACACUGUCAUCUUAAUCUCAUAAUAGAAA
Linum tenue is the source of this 344-nucleotide messenger RNA. NCBI's taxonomy places the organism in Eukaryota, Viridiplantae, Streptophyta, Magnoliopsida, Malpighiales, Linaceae. The record is from the annotation of a GenBank genome assembly.